UCAUGAGCUGUUUGUAGAUGGUAGCCAGGUAACUUUCUAAGCAAGCUAAAAGAAUUUUGAAAUCAGUAAUAACCGAUUGCCCACGAGGCUUCCUUUCCCUUCCUAUGUAAGAGAUCGAAGAAAGUUGGCAACGAUGAUUUCUCGCCUUUUUAAAUUAGCUGCGUGUCAAAUCCGUUUGCCUAUUGUCAUACUUCUGAUUUUAUCAUGCCUGUUCAUUUUACCCGAUGAAGUGCACGAUAGAGUAAAAAAGACUAUACUAAAAAGUCGGAUGGAUUUGUUCAAAAAAGAUUCGGUUGUUCUGACUACACAGGAGCCAAAUGAGAUUCAGAGUAUGUCAUUACGACGCAGCAAAAGCGGAGAGGCUCCUCUCAGAAAAAUCGAAACUUCGUCUUUAAAUGAUGUUGUUGCAACGACAGCAGACAUUCUGAUCACGACAAAAGCGCGAACGGAAAGUACAUCUUUACCCGAUGUUAUUACAAGCACAGAAAAAACUUGCGCAAAAGGCAGCAAACUAGUAGGACCCUUGAAAGUAGACCAAACAGAAACUACGUGGUCAGCGUUGGAGAAAGAACUAGAUUACAUCAAGAAUGGGGGCUUUUAUAAUCCCCCGCAUUGCAACCCGGCUGUUAAGACAGCCGUUAUAAUUCCUUAUCGUGACAGAGAGAAACAUCUAAAGACAUUCUUGAAGCAUGUUUACCCCAUGCUAACGCGACAAAACAUAUUCUUUCAAAUAUUCGUCAUUGAGCAGGCCGACGCCAACGAAUUCAACAGAGGAAAGUUGAUGAAUGUAGGAUUCAAAGAAGCGUUGAAAGUCAUGGACUUUAAUUGUUUUGUUUUUCAUGAUGUUGACCUCAUUCCAGAAGACGAUCGCAAUUUGUAUGGGUGUCAUAUCUCUCCAGCACAUUUGUCACCUGCUAUUGACAAAUUUGGUUACAGCUUGUUUUACAAGACCAUUUUUGGUGGCGUCGAGAUGUUUAAGAAAGGUGAUUUUGAAAAAAUCAAUGGGUUUUCGAACAUUUUCUGGGGCUGGGGAGGGGAAGAUGACAGUCUGUAUCAAAGGAUUACAAGCCAUGGUUACAAUUUGAGAAGACCAGCUAUGUCAAUAGGAAGAUACAUUAUGAUAAAGCAUGAACAGGCGCCAAAGAAUGAGAAGAGGGACUUUUUGUUACAUCAUGCCAAUAUAGACUCAAAAGAUGAUGGCCUGAAUUCUUUGAAAUACAAAGUUAAAUUCUCUGCUGCGCAUCCAUUGUAUACAAGGAUACAUGUUGACCUUCUCAAGGAAGCCGAUAUUUUAUUAGGGACGUAAAGCUUUGAGAAUUAUGAUAUUCUGAAACUCGAGGUUUCAUUUGGUCACUUACGGAUGGAAAGCGUUUAGUGUCAUGAGAAACCUGAUAGAGAGACACUUCAGUAGCUUUUGAAAUAAAAACUUGAAGUUAUGAAAAAAGUAGAUUCAGUUAUUUUCCCUUAAAAGUUACAAGUUUUACAUUCCACAAUCUUGGAGACACAGUGUUGAGAUUUUAUUAUUCUUUAGCAGCCACCGUCUUUCUACAUAAGAAAAUUUUUAUAUAAGAAAAUUCACUUAAAAGGAACCUGUUAGUAAAAUUUCAAAAGGAUAAGAAAACUUUCUAGAUUAAAGUACGUUUACAAGAAAUUCUAAAGUUUUCAAUUGUAUCGUGUAUCAUAAUUUCCAGUUUUUUAACUUACUACUAUGCCACGCCAAGUUUCCUGCUUUUAACUUAGGCAGCCUUUCCAUUAGCUUGGGUUAAAACAUAUCCGGGUUAAAAGUUAUCCGUUUCUACGUCGCGUUCCCGCUAACCCACUUGAAAAACGGAUAAGUUUGAAAACGGGUCUCAAAGUGGGUCAGUUUUUACCCGGGUAUCUUUUGACUUACCUGCGAGUUAAUGGAAACGCCGAACCCGGAUAACUUUUGAUCCACUUGCAACAACAGCAACGUUUAAAAAUUUAGACGGCGCCAAAAAUCAAAAAACAAAAUCCUGGAUGUCGAUGUUGCUUCCAUUGGCCUACAACGAUAGAAAUUGAAGAAUUUUUUAUGCAAAUACUGAUUUCUCUUACAACUUUUCACCCUGGAUACAUUUUAACCUGGCUUAGUGGGAACGAUCAAAAACGGAUUAAAAACGGGUCGAAGAAAAGUGCCGUUUUCAUUGACUCACUUUAAAAAAAUAUAACUUUUAACCCGGGUAUGUUUUAACCCAGGCUAGUGGAAAGGCUGCCUUAAUUUUUAUUCAGCAGUCUAAUAUUUGUUACUUUGUAAUCUGAAAUUUGUUUUAUAAUCUGAAGAGACAGUGAUUGUGUACAGCAUACUCCGAUAGCAAAGAGCACAUUUUGGUAAAAAAAUCCUGAUCAUAAACAACAGGUUCUGUUAGAAGACAACAAAAUUUUAUCUUAAAUCACAGACUUUGAUAGCAAAAAAUUAUUUCUGUUUAGCUUUUAUGAAAUUGGUAUGUCACUUUGAGAAUUGUCUGUGUUUGGUAUUAAAUAGAUUUUGCUGUUUAACAAAUUUUGUAAGUCAUUUAACAAACUUUGAUUGAAAAUAUCAUUUUUUUUCAUAAUUCCAAUUAGUGAUUGUUUUGAGAUAGUACAAUUGACCGAGCCAUCAAAUCAAUUAGCCUUCACUGA
Messenger RNA from Rhopilema esculentum, 2637 nucleotides. Its product is annotated as beta-1,4-galactosyltransferase 1. Lineage: Eukaryota; Metazoa; Cnidaria; Scyphozoa; Rhizostomeae; Rhizostomatidae. Gene Ontology annotation, cellular component: Golgi apparatus. Gene Ontology annotation, molecular function: galactosyltransferase activity. Gene Ontology annotation, biological process: carbohydrate metabolic process. The record is from RefSeq and is a predicted model, not a curated record.